Aspergillus fumigatus Af293 is the source of this 1026-nucleotide messenger RNA. RefSeq lists its product as uncharacterized. The transcript is spliced from 2 exons. Bases 1 to 1026 code for a protein of 341 amino acids. NCBI's taxonomy places the organism in Eukaryota, Fungi, Ascomycota, Eurotiomycetes, Eurotiales, Aspergillaceae. The record is from RefSeq and is a predicted model, not a curated record.
AUGGCGGUCGUCAACAUGCCAGAGGGAGGCAACGAACCCCAGGAAGACCCCAUCAGUGGGGAACUUUACCAGCUUGAGAUAGAACGCCAGGAGGCGGAGCGUGACCACGACAUCAGGGAGACUCGUUCCAAUCGCACUCGGCCUCAGGAAGAGGACGUCCCUUGGCUGAUGCUUUCUGUCGACGAACAUCCGAAUCCUUAUUCUAGUGAGCAGAGCUCUGAUUUCGGCCUGUACUCAGCCACGGAACCGAUCAGUUCAGCCAGGCAACAGAUCCCACCUCCUCCGAUUGGACCCCCUCCGCCCUAUCCUUACGAGGAAGUUGAGCGUAAUAGAGGUCCCUCGCGUGGUUCGAACUCGAACAGAGAAUCUCGCUCUAGGCGUUUUUGGAAUCGUCUUCGUCGAUCUGAGCGCAGGGCUCCUCCUGUGCGCAGCAUUCUACGCCGGAUCCCACGUCAGACUGGACAUCAGGCUCGUGCCGCGAGUAACGCCCGUGAGCCUCCGCCAUACUCUCGUUUUGAGCCCUCUGGACAGAAUCACGAAGACGACGAUAGUGACUUUGAGGAAUUCAAUCGACUUCUGAACGCUAGAGUUGUGAGAGUACUCGCCCCCGGCCACGAUCGUGCCUUCGACGAAUUCAGUCAAGUUCUGAACGCUGGAAGAGCUGAACUGCGUGCACAGAGAAAUCAGCUAGCAUCAACGCAGAAUCCUGCAGACAACGACAUCUACAGCGACGUCAGCCAGUACUUUCAGCUUCUGAGCACUGGACAGCUUCCAGAGAGCGAUCACGACGAGCCAGGUGAAAGUGCAAUAGACGAUCUCGAAGGAGACCCUGAGCUCCCCCCAUACUCUCCUAACGAAGAAUACACAGGACAGCUGGAAGUCGACCCGUGGGAUAGACAAGACCCGUGGGACUUCUAUCUGGCUGCUAUCGAGGCUGGACAAGAUCCGCUGGAGGGACAGCUAAGAAUAUUCCCUGACCUGCUCGAAGUGCACGACGAGUGGCUCCGCACUAUUGAGCGCAAUUAG